Messenger RNA from Panonychus citri (citrus red mite), 3692 nucleotides. RefSeq names its product polycomb protein SCMH1-like (gene Scm). Gene Ontology annotation, molecular function: protein binding. NCBI's taxonomy places the organism in Eukaryota, Metazoa, Arthropoda, Arachnida, Trombidiformes, Tetranychidae. The record is from RefSeq and is a predicted model, not a curated record. Gene Ontology annotation, biological process: regulation of DNA-templated transcription. Bases 815 to 3496 code for a protein of 893 amino acids. Gene Ontology annotation, cellular component: nucleus. The transcript has 7 exons.
CUCCAUCAUGGUUUUCAUGUAGAAUUUCAAUCUCUUUCUCUCUUCCAUCUGAGGCAAUUUUCUAUUCUUGUUUCUAUCAGACUCUCAUAUUCUCUCUCUCUUUCUCUGUUCUCUUUCUUUUCUUCUACCUGUCGUCUCUUUAUCUCUUUUUAUUGUUCCAUUUUCUCUCUCUUUGCAUGUUUAAGCUUCUCUUUCUUUCCAAUUUUUAUGAUGUGAUGUGUCUAUUUUUUCUUUCUCUCUUUCAUUACUUUGAUUCUCUUUUUUCAUAAGUUACAUCCAAUUUUAUCAACUGUCAGUUGAUUGUUUUCUCUCUCUCUGUCCUUCUUUCUCUUCUUAACUUUAAUCGUUGAAUCCGUCAUAAUAUGAAAGAUGUUGAACAGAUGAGAAUCAACUUACUACAAGGAAUGAAAAUUAAUCGAGUCACAUUCCUUUGGAAGAAAGUAUCACAUGGUUAAGACGCAUCUUCUUCAUAUACUGAUUAUCUUAGUUUCUUUUAAUUAUAUUCACAGUUGUUAUUUUUGUAACCAACACAAGGCCCAGGACUAGAAAAGAGAUACUGAGAUAGAGGGAAACACAGACACAGUGACAUUUUUUUACGCUUAUUUUAUCCUCUACUCUUCUGGGUUCAUCUUAACUGUCGGAUAUUUUUUUAAUCGCUUUUUGACUCAUUGCUGAUUAAUUUGAAGUGGGAAUCUGAAUCCAUUUUGGUCUAACAUCGUUUUUACUGUAAUGAUAGUGCCUUUCGAUUAUACCGUCAAUACAGUUCAAAGUCAAUUAUUGUUUUGGAAUCUAGAUAAUUUUGAUCUAUUGUAAUAUGGUUGUUCGAACUGAUCCAAUGUGUGAUGAUGGUAAAACCAACAAGAUUGUCAAUGAUGGAGAAAAUGACGAUAAACCUAAAUCGGAUGCAGUUAAUGUAACAUCCAGUCCCCCAGAGCAACAAGCGACCACUUCAACUCCAGCUUCAACAGCAUCUUCAACACAAGUAACAUUAUCGAUAUCGACACCGACAAUUACACCAACUCUGACACUGACAUCGACAUCAUCAUCGAAACCGGCAACAACAACAACAACAACCACUUUAACUUCAGUAUCUUCAUCAACAAAUCAUCAUCUCAAUGCAUCAAAUCCAAUUGUAUCCAUGCCUUCACCAGCAGGUAUGUCAACAUCAACAACAGCAACUUCUGUGGUAUCAGUUACAACUACAAAUGUUGCAACUUCGAUAGUUACUACAGCAGCAACAUCAACCGCCUCGUCCUCAUUUCCAUCCUCUACGAUAUUCUCAACACCUCCAUCAUCAUCUUCAACCACAACUACAAUAACUACAACAAUGUCAUCAUCAACAAAUGGUUCAGCCUCCUUGUCCAAUUCAGCUGGUUCACAGGAUAAGAAAAGAGUCAAAAAAAAUCAUGGCCCUCGUCAUCAUUAUGAGAUUUACGGUUACUUUGAUUGGGACUCAUAUCUCAAGGAAACUGGUGGUGAACCUGCCCCAUCAUCUGCCUUUAAACAACAUCCAAAUCCUCCCACAAAUGAAUUUAAAUUGAAAAUGAAACUCGAAGCACAGGAUCCUCGUAAUCCAACUUCUACCUGUAUCGCAACCGUUGUUGGUACAAUGGGUCCUAGAGUCCAAUUAAGAUUAGAUGGUAGUGAUAAUACAAAUGAUUUCUGGGAAAUGAUCGAUUCGCCUUCUAUUAAACCAGUUGGACAUUGUCAGGAAAAUGGUGACAUGUUACAACCACCUUUAGGAUUCAGAAAGAAUCCUUCACAUUGGCCAAUGUUUGUUCUUAAUACUCUUAAAGAUGCAGACAUUGCUCCAAAAAAUAUCUUCAUUAAAGAACCACCGACACCGGCGAAUAACUAUUUCAAAACUGGAAUGAAAUUAGAAGCCGUUGAUAGGAAAAAUCCUCGACUCAUUUGUCCAGCCUCAGUGGGCAGCGUUAACGAAGAUCAGAUAUUUAUAACUUUCGACGGAUGGAAAGGUGCAUUUGACUACUGGUGUAAAUACGAUUCAAGAGACAUUUUCCCAGUCGGUUGGUGUCAAAAAAGUGGUCAUCCUCUUCAACCACCCGGAGACAAAACUCCUUUCACUCCUGUCAGAGACAAACUAGUUGAUAUAACUACGCCUGGUAGUGUUCCACUUUCCAUUACAUGUUUACCGAAAACAGCGACCAUUACUAAUGGUACACCGACAUCUUCGAAAGUUAAAAGUAAGAUAAACCAAUCAAGUUGUGGAGCAACGACAACUACGACCAUGGCCGGUGAAACACCUAAAAUGACAUCAAAGAUUCAAUUGUCGGCAAAACCUUCCGUUCACUCAUCCCAAGAAAAUCGUUCACAAGUACUGGUCAAUAAUAUUAAUCCUAAAGAUGGAUUAAAACAAACUCAGGGUAACAUUUCCAAUGGAAAUAAUUCAAAUAAAAGUGAAAAGCGAACAGUAAAUGAGGAAGCAACUCCUAGUUCCAUAUCUAAAGCAGCUACAAUUACUGUUUACCUUAACAAGUCAUGUAAAGCUGGUCCCUACAUUGAUAAAAAGAAAUUAGAUAAAGCACCAAAUUCAUAUGGUCCAGAUACUUUCAAUCGUACAUUAAGAGAUGUGUUACAAGCCAUGUUGGAUUGUAGUCUUAAUCCACCAAGAUUAAUCAGUUCAAUGAGACUUGGUCAUGGUUAUACCACAGUUACAGCUAAUAUACUUGGAACUAUGAAAAAAUAUACCAUAGCCCAUGUUAAUAGACUCCAUUUAUUUUGGAGCACAAUGGGUAACUUUAUCGAAGAUAUCGAAGGAUGUCCUAAUCUAAUCACCUCUCAACCAAAUGAUGGGACUUGUAAUAAGUGUAAAACUGUUGACCAAAAAUCUAACAAUGUAACAACCAGUAAUCGAACUACUACUCCAAUUACUUCUCAACAUGGUUCGGGUAAUUCAUCGACUCCUAUCCAAGCCAAUCGAGCUCCUUCCAUUCCUACAAUUGAAAACACUGGAUACACUGUUCAAUUUACCGAAGAAAAGAAUAACUCGACAAAACCUUUAACUCAAACUCCAACAUCAUCCGUUGUUACUAAGGAUUCUAAUGAUUCCACCAAUAAUAAUUUAAAGAAAGGAGUUAAAAGAAGCCUGACCAGUUCAGUUAGUCAAUCAGCAAACUCUGAAUCAAAUAUUGAUACAAAUGGUCAAGUAAAUAAGAGUAUGAAAAUGUCUGGAACUUCAUCAACAACUCCUAUUACUUCAACCAUGGCAAAUGGGGGGAAAAUGGUUAAGACUGUGAUUUCAGCCAAUCCAUCGGAUUGGAGUAUUGAAGAUGUGAUAAAACACCUUCUCUCCCAUGAUCCAUCUUUAAUUGUACAUGCUGAAAAUUUCAGAAAACACGAAAUUGAUGGAAAAGCAUUUCUCCUGCUUAAUAGUGAUAUGAUUAUGAAAUAUAUGUCUCUCAAAUUGGGACCAGCAUUGAAAAUAUGUAAUAUAAUUGAUCGCCUCAAAGGCAACAAAAAAGUGGGAAAUUUUUAAUUGUCAAGCAAAAACCUAAAUCAACACAAUACAAACACAAAAACAAAAAAAAACAAAAUCAACAACACAAAGAGUAACAAAAAAAAACAAAUUUGUAUAAUUUAUCUGUAAACAGCUUUAAUCUACUUGAAUUUAAAUUUAAUAAUAAUUGAUGAUGACAAAGUGGUUUAAUUAUUGUUCACAAUGUUAAUAACUA